This is a messenger RNA of Sycon ciliatum, 554 nucleotides long. RefSeq names its product cystatin-B-like. The record is from RefSeq and is a predicted model, not a curated record. Gene Ontology annotation, molecular function: cysteine-type endopeptidase inhibitor activity. Lineage: Eukaryota; Metazoa; Porifera; Calcarea; Leucosolenida; Sycettidae. The transcript has 3 exons. The coding region runs from base 92 to 403 and encodes 103 amino acids.
UACUGGCGUAAGGUUCAUCAGGAACCACAGACAGGACUCCGCAAAUGUAAACUAGUAUUGCCUAGUCCAGUAUUGUCGCCUAGUACACAUUAUGUCAGAGUCAGCGCAGAAGCUCGGAGGGUGGAGCUCCCCACCUAAAGAAGCGAAUGAAAAGGUUCAAGCAAUAUGCUUUCAGGUCAGAAAGGCCGUCGAGGACAAAAUCAAUGGCGGACAUCCGCUGGGCCAGUUCACGGCCAAGGAAUAUAUUGAACAAGUCAUUGAAGGGAUGAAUUACCGUAUCAAGGUCCAGAUUAACACCGUGUCGAAGAUUCGUAUCGAAGUAUGCGAGAGUCCCAUCGUACCAGUUCCGCCCUAUCUGACUGCAGUUGCUGCUGAUGGUCCUCUCAACGAUCAACCCUUCUAGUGCUAGCAUGAUCGCCAUCGUCUUCUUAUUAUGACCAUCGCUAUGUUUCUUGGUUUUCAGUUGGUUGUUUCAUCUGUCGUGUAUUUCUUCAGUUAUUUUGCCUCCUGUUUUCGGCCAUGCAUAAGGACAACACUGGCCAAUUACCCUUCAA